This is a messenger RNA of Entamoeba invadens IP1, 2352 nucleotides long. RefSeq names its product heat shock 70 kDa protein, putative. Bases 1 to 2352 code for a protein of 783 amino acids. NCBI's taxonomy places the organism in Eukaryota, Evosea, Mastigamoebida, Endamoebidae. Gene Ontology annotation, cellular component: nucleus; cytosol. Gene Ontology annotation, biological process: protein folding. Gene Ontology annotation, molecular function: ATP-dependent protein folding chaperone; ATP binding. The transcript has a single exon. The record is from RefSeq and is a predicted model, not a curated record.
AUGCCAAUAGCAGUUGGAAUUGAUAUUGGGAACCGUAACAUUACAGUUGCUGUAGUACGGAAGAACGGGAUUGAUAUAGUUCUCAACGAAUCAUCGUCUCGACAAACGCCGACUUUUGUGUCCUUCUGUGACAAAGAACGAGCGAUAGGAGAGGCAGGGUUUGGCCUUUAUCUUCGAAAUGUGAGGAAUACCAUUACGGAUGUUAAACGACUGUUGGGGCGACUUUAUGAGGACAAAGAUGUUCAAGAAGAAUUGAGUGAAUUGCCGUAUGAAGCCGUUAAACUUGAAGAUGGGAUGGUAGGGUUAAAAGUGAUGCUUCGAGGGGAAGAGGUAGUAUUUCGAACGGAACAGAUCAUUGCUAUGCUCUUAGUCCAAGUCAAAAAGUUUACAGAAGAGUUUACUAAUGAUGUCUUCACAGAAUGUGUCAUUUCAGUCCCGGGUUACUUCACUGAAAAUCAGAGAAGAGCCAUGUUAGAUGCCGCCAAAAUAGCUGGAAUCAAUUGUUUAAGAUUAAUGAACGAACACACUGCUACUGCACUUGCUUAUGGUAUUUAUAAGAACGACUUAAGUGAGAAAGAUGUGAGGAAUGUGUGUAUCAUUGAUUGUGGCCAUUCAAACACAACGUGUUCCAUCAUCGGGUUAUUCAAAGCAAAAAUGAAAGUACUUGCAGUUGACUAUGACUGGAAGUUUGGAGGGAGAGAUUAUGAUGAAGCGAUUGGAGAGUUCAUUCGUAAGGACAUUCAAGCCAAGUGGAAAGUCGAUGCAAAGAUGAAUAAGAGGAUGUGGGGAAGGAUUUUAGUUGGAGCUGAGAAGUCGAUUAAACGAGUGAUUUCAAGUGGGUCUCCAGUAGCUUCUUUGUCAUUAGAUAACUUAUAUGAAGAGCGGGAUUACUCCAUUAAAGUAACUCGAGAAGAUUUCGAGAAGAUGGUAGCUGAGAUGAAUAAGAGAGUUGUCAAUUUAAUUAAAAAGACUAUAGAACAAUCAAUGAUUAAAUUAGAGGAUAUCUAUGCUUUUGAAAUUACAGGCAGUGGAACUCGACUUGGAACUUUACAAGAUGCCAUUUCGAAAGAAUUUAAUAAACCUCUUUCUAAGACUAUCAAUUGUGAAGAAUCGAUUUCUAGAGGGUGCGCAAUUGCUUGUGCGGAGUUACAACCAUAUUUCAGAGUAAAAGAUUAUACAGUAGAAGACUUACCACCAUAUGAUUUGAAUAUGAAAUUCACAACGGAAAAUAAGACGGUCGACCCGAUUCCUUUCAUUACAAAGUCUUCAGUCUUCCCAGUGACUCGUGUAGUCAAAUUCAACGAUUUUAAGAAAUUGGAUUUGGUCAUCGACUAUGCCAGUGUCCAGUCGCUUUUCCCAGGAACUUUAAGAGAUGGCGUUGAGGUCAAAUUUAAUGAGUUCCCUAAGACUAAGACUGAAACGCCCCAACUGAAACUUCGAGUUGCUUUGAAUACCUCUGGGGUAUUAGAAGUUUUGGACGCAACUUUGAAUGAACAAGUUGAAGAAGAAGUUGAAGAGAAAGAGACGAUAGAAGUCCCCGAAGAAGUGAAGAAGGAAGAACCAAAGAAAGCCGAAGAGCCAAAAGAAGAUAAAAAAGACAAAAAAGACACACCUGUCGCUGAAGCCGAGAAAGAAGGUGAAAAUAACACUAAAGAAGCUCCUAAGAAGAUGGAAGAAGAGGUGAAGAAAGAGACUCCACCUGCCGAACCUGUGAAACCCAAAAUGGUGAAGAAGGUGAUCACAAAGAAAGUGAAGAAAAUGGUCGACAAGGUCUAUACCUGCUCAUUUGAGCUUAAGACGUGUUCGUUGGAGAAAAAAAUGAUGAACGCAUUCAUCGAGAAAGAGGCACAAAUGCAAGCGGAAGACAAUCACUUCAUCGAAACCGCUUUUGCGAAGAACGACUUGGAGGCAUUUGUCUAUAACACUAAGCAGAAAUUGACGGACGGAGUCUACGUCGAAUUCACUACACCUAAGGAAGCACAAGAGAUCUGCGAGAAGCUUGAGAAGUACAUCUAUUGGUUGGAGGAAGACGGAUAUGAUGAAACGAAAGGCGCAUAUUUGGCUAAAAAAGCGGAAGCGGAAGCAAUUGUGAAACACAUCGCCGACAAGAAAGCAGAAAAAGACCGAAAAAUUGCAGAGGAGAAAAGAAAGAAAGAAGAGGCGGAGAGGAAAAAGAAGGAAGAAGAGGAAAGAAAGAAAAAAGAAGAAGAAGAAAAGAAAAAGAAAGAGGAGGAAGAAAAAAAGAAAAAAGAGGAGGCGGAGAAAAAAGCUAAAGAAGACGCAGAAAAAGCUAAACAACCAAAUCAAACCGAAAACAAGGAAAAUACUCAACAGGCUCCUCAAAACAAAUAA